UUGCUUUUUUAGUCCCCUUUUCUGAAAAUUAAUGUACUGCAUGCACAUUUAUUUAGUACAAUCAAUGCGUCUCUAUACCCAUGUUCAGAUAUAUAUAUAUAUGUAUAGAGACAUCUUUUCCCUUACUGCAGCAAAGAGGAAGAGAGGCAGUACACAGGCCUUAUUUUCUGCAUGCAAAAUGUGUGUGUUCUUUUAAAAGCCAGUGGUUGGCUGGUUUUCCGGACAUGAUGUGGUUGAAGCUGUCAUCGUAAUGGAAAUUCAUUGCUGUAGCUAUGGUAAAUCGAGUUUUCUGCCUGUGCUGAAUGCAUUAGUCUAAUGAGAUGUUUGCAGCUGGAGAGCUGAGCUGCUGGAGACUUUCCUUUUGCUAGCAGACAGGGAGAAGAUGGCUUUUGCGAGGGUCUGUGUGCAUGCGCUGGCAAUCAUCAGCCCUUCAAAUCAAAACAACAGUGAUCAGUAAGGAGACUGACAGCUGCUCUGCAAAGGCUAAUAGGUUCUGCAUUCUCUACAACUACGUGAGUGAUCAUAUAAAGAGAUGCAGUCUCCAAGAAUACCUGGCAGAAAACGAGGAAGGCCUCCACUUCAUUCAAACCCUUUGAAGAUGGUUGUUCAUAAUCUCUACACUGGUUCAGCUGGAUCCAUUCCCAAUGUAAAAAUUCCAAAGAAAAGAGGCAGAAAGCCAGGUUUUAAGUAUAAGAGGGCUCCUGUACCACUGUUCAACUUACCUGAUGAAGGGUCCAUAGCAAAGUCAAAACGUUGUUUCUCUCUGCAUGCCCUCACAAUAAAUCUUCAAGCAUUGCAUCUUCGGAGUCUGAAGUCUCGUGUUGUUAUGACCCCCUUAGCAAUAUCGCCACCUCGCAGCACUCCAGAGCCAGAUAUUAGCUCUAUUCCUCAGGAUGCAGCUACUGUGCCCAAAUCUGCUGUUCCCCAGGCUCUCACAGUUUGCAUUUACGUGAACAAACAAGCCAACACGGGACCUUAUCUUGAUAGAAAAAAGGUUCAGCAACUGCCUGAUCAUUUCGGGCCAGAGAGGCCUUCUGUCGUUUUACAGCAAGCCGUUCAAGCCUGCAUUGACAGCGCUCAUCAGCAAAAAAGUGUCUUCUCCCUGGUGAAACAAGGCUAUGGAGGGGAAAUGGUAUCAGUUUCUGCAUCAUUUGAGGGCAAGCAGCACCUUCUUAGCCUUCUUGUGGUGAACAGCAUUGGCUAUGUCCUUCGUUUCCUGAAAAAACUUUGCCGUAACCUCAUCUGUGACAACCUGUUCAGCAACCAGCCCUUCAUUCAGUACAGCACUGCAUCAGACAACCCAAAAGAAUAUGACACAGGGAGGAUGGAGUCAGCAGAAACCGUAAUACCAGAAGAUUACUUGGUGGAUCCUGUGAAUACAAAAAGGUAUAACGUCGACCCCUCAGAUUCUGCUUUCAACUAUAUGGGCUCUGUUUAUCCUAUGAGACAGAACUCUGGAGAAGGACGUCUUGGUGGAGCAGGAGGAUCAGCAUCUUGCAACCAUCGCUCUUCUGGGGGGCAAUCAUCUGCAGGUUUAAGACGGCAGGCAUCAAGUCCCACUAGUAACGGAUCUUAUAUGGAGGGGAACAGAAGUGCCUCUAGUCCUUCCCAUGAUAACCAAGAGGCGUGUAGACCAAUGAGCAAAGACCCUUCCAACUGGAGUGUUGAAGAUGUGGUGUGGUUUGUCAAAGAUGCUGAUCCUCAGGCUUUAGGGCCUCAUGUCGACCUCUUUAGAAAGCAUGAAAUUGAUGGCAAUGCGUUGCUGCUACUGAAGAGUGACAUGGUCAUGAAAUAUUUGGGACUAAAACUUGGGCCUGCCCUGAAGCUCUGCUACCACAUUGAUAAACUGAAACAAGCCAAGUUCUGACAGUACCAGUUACUACUAGUGUAGUGCUUUCACAAAAUACAGUAGAUAUUGCCUUAUUUUAAAAAGGCCAUUCUGCCAGAUUUGUGCCACUUUUGUUAGUUAGGCUUCUGUUUUGAAAAAAAACCCAUGAUAUUUCCUUUUUUAUUUAUUGAAAAAAAUUUAUAAUGUAUAACAGCCUUAAAAACAUGGCUGUAUUCCAUUCAUAUAAUUGACCACAUUUAUACAUGCCAUAAAAGCUGGUAAAGUCACCUGAUUUGUUUAAUCUUAUUUUUAACAUGCAGCAUUAAAUACAACUGCUAUAGAUAUCACUUGUGAUAUUUAAUGCAAACGUUACUAGGGCAGCUGCAAAAUUAUUGCUACAUCACUAUAGUAACAACAAAAUGUUUGUCUUUUACAGACAGAGAACAUUUACAGCAAACAGAUUGAUGUGUUUGAUUGAGCUUUUUGCUGAAUUUUUAAGUAUCUUCUAAAGCCAGUACAUUAAAAAGAAGGCUUUCUAUUUUUUGCAAAGCAAAGUAUGAGUAUAAAAAAGUUGUUACAAGUGUUGCUAUUGCGGCUCAGCUUUAUAAAAUGAUAAAAAUGCUUCUGGAAGCUGACUGGGCUACCACAAGUAUGGUAGGCAGUGCAGUACUGAAGAGAAGAGUUUGUUGUUGCUUUUGACCUUGACAGCUACCAUUGAUUUGUAGAAAUGUGUUUUGCCUUAAGACAGUGGUUUCCAAACUAUGGGGCUGGCCUCUCUGGGGGGGGGCAUGGAGCAUUGAUAUGUGGGACCCCUUCUGGAGACCAGUUAUGGUAAGGUGGCCAAAAGCUUAAGGCCAGUUAGGGUGAAAUUGUGGAGGAAAUUAACAUAUUUCCUGAAUACAUGAUGAAAAUUCCAUAGAAGGCCAUAGAAUUACAGAUGCAUCAACUCUGCAUCCAUAAGUGACAGAAACUGAGUUUUAAGAUUUGUUAAAGGGCUAGAUUUGAAAUUAUAAACCAAAGUGGCAACCCUGACACUAGGAACAGAUACCUAAAGAAAUUCAAAGUGAUAACCAAGGGGAUUACAAUUUGUUUGCUUAUAAAUAUUCUAGCAUCACUGAAUUUUCUUUAUAGAAAUGUCUUAAUGUAAACUUCAGUGUUUUAUACAAAAAAAUAAACAUAAAUGAAUUCUCUUUAAAAAUAAAAUUACAAUACUGGAAAUUUUCCUUAAGUUGAGUUCAAAACAGGUGAUUAUAGCUUCCUAAUAAUUUCAAACUGCUUGUCAUUUACGUUUCACCAUAUUAACUGUUUACUGUAAAAAUGUGACAUGUACGCAUAUCUCUGAUUUUGUAUAAUAGCGAGUAUAUAUAUGAGCAGUUCACAGUUCAUGGAAAGCUUAAAAAAGGUUUAUUCCAGACAAGACUCUUCUCUCCAGUAAAAAAAAAAUUCUUGAUUUUAAUACCCCCAUUUUGUGUUGGGAAGUUAAAAUUAGUAUAUACUGUACAAUCUAAGCACAUCUAGUGACGUCUAACUUUCAUUUUUAGUAGAUAGGAUGUAAGCAAAGAGUGAAAAAUUUCCAGACAUAUUUGUUUGCAUAAGUAUCAUGUGCAAAUCAGUUUUACAUUUUUUUUUUAAUCAUAAUAUUUUUAUGUGCAUUUUGCUGGGAUUCGAAUGCCUAUUUUAAUUGCUUUUCUGUUCCCCAUGUCUCUUAGUGACAGACUUUGAAGUGGGCAAAGCUAUAUACAUCCUACAGCCAACUAAACUUGCUGCUAAAGACAGUGUAGAAUGCUCAAAAGAUAAAGGCAGGAAAAUAUACCGUACAUGUAAAGUUUGCUGGGAUAUGAAAGAAAGCUCACACAUUUUCAUAUACAGUUAUGCUCUACAGAUCUGUGUAUCUACAGGAUUACGCAUAUAUUUUAAAGAAUAACUAAAGGUUAGACCACUGAAUGGAGCCAAUGUGUUGUUUGCUCCUCAAUGAGGCAACUCUUUUUUAGGCCAUGCCAGGGUGCAUAUUCCAUACAAAUUGCACUGGUCUGGGAGAAGUUAUUUUGGUGCUGAACCAAUAUGUUUCUCAAGUAUCACUCCUCUGUCCUGGGCAGAAACUUGCACAAAAUAGUACUUUUGUAGUGUUUACUACACUGAGCAUGGGAGCUAGCAAUUAGAAUGGGGAUUUCUUUGCAGUACCAUUUGCAACAACUAUGAGUAUUCAGAAUCAUGCAAAAGUUUAUGUGGCCAAUUAGAAGUUUUUUCAUUGUUGAGGCCCAAUCAGGACAGUCAACAUGAAAAUAUGGUACAGUGUAAUGUGAAUAAGCAAAUCUCUGUUGAGAAAUAAACUAGUACUGCUAACAGGUUGCUGAACAUGUACCUGUAUGUAUUGUAACUGGGGCUUUAUAUAUUUGUGUGUAUAUGUAUACAGUAUAUAUAUAUGUAUAUUGAGCUUUGUUAUAAGUUGAUAUAUGUAUAUGAUAUUGUGUCAUGUCAAUGAAUCUUUUUUUGUUUUAUUUGCCUAUUUUAUAUUGUGUACCCUGAGAAACAGGAGUACAAUUCACAGUUGAGAAUGACAGGCUUACAGUGGUAAUCAGCUAAAAGGCAAAGGGUAAUGCAUCAACCAACGACAACGAUAAUAAAAUCAUGAUGGCUUUAUUUCAGUCCUGUAUUGUCAGAAAACAAUGUGUGUGUGAUAUUUAAUUAUGAGAAGAUGCAGUGUCUAAUGUUGAUGUCUUCCACACAGAUAUACACUGCCCAAUGACCCUUUGAUCUCAGAUCAUCAUACUGCAAGCACUUGCAAAUAGUUUGACGCAAAAUAGGUUAGUCUGCUAAAAAUCCUUCUAGAUUGCCCAAUUUAAUCUAUAAUAAUCCAGCCCCCAUUAAACUGUAUGGGUCUGAUUUAUCAUGCUGUGUAAAACAUUGGAGAAAAACAUCACCGGUGAUGUCGCCCAUAGCAACCAAUCAGAUCUUUGCUUUUGUUUUCUAGAUGA
This is a messenger RNA of Xenopus laevis (African clawed frog), 4803 nucleotides long. RefSeq names its product Scm polycomb group protein like 4 S homeolog (gene scml4.S). The transcript is spliced from 9 exons. The coding region runs from base 533 to 1867 and encodes 444 amino acids. The record is from RefSeq and is a predicted model, not a curated record. NCBI's taxonomy places the organism in Eukaryota, Metazoa, Chordata, Amphibia, Anura, Pipidae.